Aegilops tauschii subsp. strangulata is the source of this 690-nucleotide messenger RNA. NCBI's taxonomy places the organism in Eukaryota, Viridiplantae, Streptophyta, Magnoliopsida, Poales, Poaceae. The record is from RefSeq and is a predicted model, not a curated record.
AUGGCGCCCACGGGCGUCACCGCGUCGGUGCCGGCAAGCCGGCCCGGAUUUCUCCCAUCCGCCAAACACCCAGAACCCCGAACGGUCCGACGCGCACCACCAGACAAGCCACCCACGAAUGUGCGCCACCACGGACUUGCCAUCAUCACCGCCGCCUCACCGUGGUCAUCGAAGCAAGACCGACGAGGACGAGAGGGAGCAACCGGGAACGAGGAACGGCAGCAAGGGCAGCCACACCGGAGGAGACAACCUCCACCGCCAUCGGCGGUCACCGACCGGACGCGGCAAGGGGAGCGUACCAGGCCCUCGAGGCCCGGCCGAGCCCAAAAGGGGCUCGUGAAGCACCCGUCGCCGAGCUGCAGUAGACGUGCCGCCGUCUCCACCACCCCCCGUACGAGCCGCACCACCACCGCCCCCGCCGGAGCCGCCGCAGGCGAGACCGAGUCAGGCCCGCCCAGACCCAGAUGGGGCCCAAAAGGGCCCAGAUCUGGGCCGGGAGGGCGCCGCCACCAUCCACCGCGCCAGCGCGCGUGCCAAGGGGCUGCGCCGCCGCCUCUAGGCCACCCGGAGCUGCGCCGCCAGGAGCAGCCGCCGCCUCUAGGCCACCCGGAGCUGCGCCGCCAGGAGCAGCCGCCGCUGCCGGAAUCACCGUUGACCGAGGAGCACCGCCGCGGGACGCCACCACCCUAG